This is a messenger RNA of Saprolegnia diclina VS20, 3622 nucleotides long. Its product is annotated as ULK/ULK protein kinase. Bases 1 to 3567 code for a protein of 1188 amino acids. Gene Ontology annotation, molecular function: ATP binding; microtubule binding; protein kinase activity. The record is from RefSeq and is a predicted model, not a curated record. NCBI's taxonomy places the organism in Eukaryota, Oomycota, Saprolegniomycetes, Saprolegniales, Saprolegniaceae. Gene Ontology annotation, biological process: cytokinesis by cell plate formation; phragmoplast assembly; protein phosphorylation. The transcript is spliced from 11 exons.
AUGCGGAAACGGAUCCAGCCUGCGAAAAUGGAAAACUACAACAUCUACGACGAGAUCGGCCGCGGGUCGCACUCGGUGGUGUACAAGGCGCGCCGGAAGCGCAGCAUCGAGUACGUGGCCGUCAAGAGCACGGGCAAAGGCCGGAAGGACAAGGUGCACAACGAGGUCCUCCACCUCAUCAAGCUCGAGUCGACGUUCGUGCUCAAGUUUUACAACUGGUACGAGUCGAGCAACCACAUUUGGAUCAUCUUCGAGUUCUGCAUUGGCGGCGACCUCCUCAAGCUUCUCGCCCAAGACACGGCGCUGCCCGAGACGUCGCUGCAGACCUUUGGCCAUGAUCUUGUCCAUGGCCUCCACUACGUCCACUCGCAAGGCGUGCUUUACUGCGACCUCAAGCCCGCCAACGUGCUCGUCGACGAGUAUGGGUCGCUCAAGCUGGCGGACUUUGGCCUCGCCCGGCGUAUUCCCACAGUCGAGGCGCUCGAAAAAGACCCGCUGGCGCCGGGAUCUCCGCACUACAUGGCACCCGAGCUCUUUGAGGCGACGCCGUUGCACAGCUUUGCCUCUGACUUUUGGGCGUUGGGCUGCGUGCUGUACGAGCUCCGCGUCGGGACGCAGUUGUUUCCCCACCGUGACUUUAACCAACUCCGGCACACGAUCCAGACAACGCAUCUCACAUUACCAGACGCGGUGGACAUGUCCGAGCCGUUCAAGGCUUUACUGCGGCGCCUCCUCGAGCCCGACCCUGCGCGUCGCAUGACUUGGUCGGAGCUCGUCCAGCAUCCAUUCUGGGACGCAGUGCUGGAGCUCGACACGAGCGCGCUCCCAGCCCAAGACCUCUUUGCUGCCAAAUACCCUUCAACCGCCGAGACAACGACGAUGUGGGCGGCCCCCGUCGAGAAGGCCGGUCGCCCGCCGUCCCCGCAGCUGGCGUCGCCCGUCAAACCACCGAGCGACGCGCUUGUGCACUCGGACGAGGCCGUCAAAGUGCGUCCCGCGACCGCGCCAGAGCACGGUACUGACAACCAAGUAUCCCAUGAUGACGCAAUGCCGCGUCAUCCAAGUCCACCGCGGACUGCACCGGCGAUGACGCGCCCGAUGCCAAUGGACAAGAUCGAGCUCGUCGCACUGCCCACCAAGGCGGCGCACCAGCGUAUCUACACGACAGCCGACUGCGCCGUCCGUCCGAUCGUGAGCUGCGACGAGAUUGAAGCUGUGGCGGUGCCACGUUACAAGGAAGCGAGUCUGCCGGUCCGACCCGCCAUCGCCUUUGAUCUCCCCGGGGAGCUCGAAGCGCACUUGGAACAGCUGUACCUUUUCCUACGCGGCGAUGCGGGCGCCAACGACAAGCACAACGCGCUCGCCUACCUCUGCGCUUUGGUGCCCGCCCCCAAGAUUGCCAAUGUCGUGGCCAACAGCUCCCUCUUGACGCUGCUCGUCAAGCUCCUCGAUCGAUCGACAUCGUCGGCGCUCUCCACGCGGCUUGGCUUGGUCCUUGGUCUUAUCGUGCGGCAUGCUGCGUUCAUUAGCACCGACGCACUCCUCUCGCUCGAUGGCCUCGUGCCCGUGCUUCUCCGCGUCUUGCCGUCGGCGUCCGAAGUCCUCGGCCGUCGCGCGACAGCCUGUCUUGGUGAACUCGCAUUCUACCUCUCGACGCUGCCCACCACGUCGUUUCCAUCAGCCCUCGUCGAUGCACUCGUGAGUGCUGUCGACGCGCCCGAUGCCAUCACGCGCCACUAUGCGACUCAAGCGAUCUGCAACAUCCUGGUGAAUGCAUCGACGGCCUCUGCCGUGCGGGACGCCUUUCUCAAGGUGUCUCUUCUCGACGCUGUAUAUCGGCGCACGUCCGACAUCGACGCGUUGCCGCUGCGGGUUGCCGCCAUGCACCUCGCGUCGCAACUCCUCAAGCACACGUCGUCCCCUGACCCGUUUCUCGAUCGCACGGUGCUCGUCUUGCCGAGCAUAUGGGCGUGCGUCCGUGUCGGGGAUGCUGCGCUGGCUGUCCCGUCUCUCAACAUCCUCAAUUGUGUGCUGGCGGCGAGGCCGUCGCUGCCCGUCACCUCGAUCGUGUCGGUCGGCGACAUUGCACUGCUCCUGCAAAAGAAGGAGUUGGACCUGGAUGCUGAUGCGACCAGCGAGACGCUCGGGCGGUUCCAACACUCGAACGCACGCCUCCGCACGCUGCUCCAAGGCAAGCUCCUUUUGCUCGCGUACUUUGGUCUUCAGUCGAGCCGUGACUUUGCAUUGGCCUUUGUCGCUGCGAAUCUCCUCGACGAGGUCGAGCGGUGCCUGCAUGCGGCGCAGACGUAUGUUGCGCACUCGGCCGCGCAGGUCGUCUCGCUCGCCGGUCGCAUCGCCCUCGAGCUCACGUUUACGCUCGCGUCGUCCGCAUCGCCGCCAUCGAGCGUCGUCGACCUCUUUGAGACGCUUCUCGGCCGCCAGCUCCUCACGCUGCCGCGCUGCCGACACCAGUUCAUGGCGAUGCUCCGCGCCAACGAGCACGAAGAGUUUGAGUGCUUUGUGCUCGGGUCCACCGAGCUCCUCAAGCACCCGGAGCUCCAGACGUGCAUGGUGCAGUUACUCGUGCCCGUGUUUGCAACCGACGACAUCCUCCUCGGCACCGAACGCGACCGUCUCUGGUUCGAUUCGGCGCUCGUCGCUGUCGCAGACCUCUUGCUGUCGGCGCCCGACAUGCCCGAUACGCUCGUGGCCGCGAUCCGCGUGCUCUUUAGCGCUCUCAACAUCUUGCCACGCGCCGAGAGCCGCGAUGUGUUUGUGCUGCAGGCGCUCCUGCCUGCGUACCGCUCGCUCCUCACGAGCGGUCACCACACGGUCGUGUUGCGCUUUGCGAUCGAGCUCCUCUAUGAUCUCGUGCAGCAAGACGCAUCGUAUGUGGCGAUUUUGCACCGUCUCGAGCUCCUCCCGUUGCUCUUCCGACUGCUGUUGCAGCCGGCUACGAUCUCGGCCAGUGCGACGCAGCUCGUUCGCCGCGUCGUGGAAGCCCACGACGUGGUGCCGACUGACGUGCUCUACGAGCUCGAUUUACCAAAGACGCUCGCAGUCUGUAGUGCCCAUUGUGCCGCCAACCAGCUCUGGAGCUGCGCGAGCGAUAUCGGUCAAAGCAUGUACAGUCUCCUCUACGCCCAGUACGAGGCGCCCAACGACGCGCGCUUGUUGUAUGCGCAAAGCCAUGCUGUGCUCGUCGAGGCGCUUCCGAGUCUCCUCGCCGUGUGUGCUGCCGACACGGGCGACGAAGCGGACGCCCACGAACACGCAUCGCGCUGUGUUUCGCUUCUGUGCCAGCUCUUUGGGGCCGAGGCUAGCGCAAUGCUGCUACGCAAAGGACUUGCGAGCUUCCUUUCUGCGCUGCGCGCCUCAUCGGCACCGGUGCUCUUCCGCUUGCUCUUGGGUCUCAAGAGUCUCGUCAGCGAACACCGAGUUAGUCUGACAAAAGACCCGCACUGGCCGCACCUCAUUGAGCGCGUGCUCGGUAUCGGCAGUGAGGACCAAGGCCGCAAGUCGACGCUCCUCGCGCGCGAAGUCUACCAUCUCAUGACCGCGCCGUAGACUCGCCAUUCUGCAUCAUUCAGCUUGUUCUUUCCAUCAUCCACCUGCGUCGGCA